ACGUAUGUACGAGUAUGUAGUAAGUGGUGGCCGAUUCAAGUCUAAGCAGUAUUCAAGCACUCGCGGAACGUUGCGGUACGUUGCGGUAAUCAACGAGCGCUUUUUGGCGUGGCCAGCGAUUCGAAACGAAAUCUUCUCACUUAUUUACACUCACAUGCAUUGAUCCGUCGUUCGUUCAAUUGUGUAUGUGUUCACUCCGAGCUUGUCAACUUGUCAAGAUGACGGCCAAGUCGAUCUUGGCGAGGCGAUCUUGGCUAAUAUUUCUGGUGGUUUUCAACCUUCACCUCAAUGUGGAAGGCCAGGAAAUCAGUUUUGGACGGUGCCGUAAAUUCCCAGUGCUCAAACACUUCCAAGCCGAUCGGUAUUUAGGAAAGUGGUACGAGUAUUCGAAUUAUUUCUUCAUAUUCCAACUGUUUGGGAAAUGCGUCACGGCCAAAUACACCGAUCAAAGCAACUACAAGUCCCAACGGAUCGGGGUUCUGAAUGAAUCCAUCAAUGAAAAGAACGGAAAUCCCAACAGCGUCAACGGGAUUGGGGUUUUAGAGCCCGGAAAUGCCGGACUGGCUCGCCUCACGGUCAAUUUUGACAGUCAGCCGUUUUUUGCCCGACAAGACACGCCCAAUUAUUUUGUGGUCGACACCGAUUAUGAUAACUUCUCUAUCGUCUACAAUUGCAACAACAAGUUUGGCUUCCUCAAGUCAGAGGUCUUGUUUAUCCUGACUCGAGAGCGAUUCCCCAAUCCCAAGCUGAUCCAAAGUGUACGCCAAAAGAUCCGGAAGGCUGGCCUUGACCCGACCCGGUUACGCAGAACCAAUCAAAAAUCCUGUCCAUACGGCCAUUAAAUCAAUGAUAAGCCAUGCCAUUCAAGUAUAUUACGGCAGCAAGCAAAUAACCGCCUAAAGCAGAGCUGCCAUUCAACCUUGGUUAAUAAAACAAAAUAUGGGAAAUCCCACUCAUUAUUGGAA
This is a messenger RNA of Tigriopus californicus, 965 nucleotides long. RefSeq names its product apolipoprotein D-like. Lineage: Eukaryota; Metazoa; Arthropoda; Copepoda; Harpacticoida; Harpacticidae. The coding region runs from base 186 to 842 and encodes 218 amino acids. The transcript is spliced from 5 exons. The record is from RefSeq and is a predicted model, not a curated record.